This is a messenger RNA of Vespa velutina, 5552 nucleotides long. RefSeq names its product U7 snRNA-associated Sm-like protein LSm10 (gene Nt5a). The record is from RefSeq and is a predicted model, not a curated record. The transcript has 4 exons. Gene Ontology annotation, cellular component: cytoplasmic U snRNP body; nuclear body. Gene Ontology annotation, molecular function: 5'-nucleotidase activity; U7 snRNA binding; histone pre-mRNA DCP binding. Lineage: Eukaryota; Metazoa; Arthropoda; Insecta; Hymenoptera; Vespidae. Bases 75 to 521 code for a protein of 148 amino acids. Gene Ontology annotation, biological process: mRNA 3'-end processing by stem-loop binding and cleavage.
GUUAGGUAUUUCUGUUUAAAAAGUCAACUGUGUACAUUGUGCUCGAAAGAAGUAUCAUUAGUUAGUAAAUAAACAUGUAUCAAAAUUCUCCACGUGAAAAAUAUUAUUUCUACAAUAGUUUGUCAAUUUUAUUAAAAGCUCUCGAAAAUAAACAAACGACAAUAGACUUGAGAAAUGAAGCCUCGGUUUAUGGUACCAUAGAACAUGUGGAUGCAUAUAUGAAUGUCAUGAUGAAAGACUGUUUAUUUACGGAUCCAAGAGGCGAUAAGUUCCCCUUCGAAAUGUUUUUUGUUCAAGCAAGAAACAUACGAUUUGUGCAAAUACCACCAAAGGUACGCAUUAUACCAGCUAUCAAGGAUCAGCUACAGCAAUUAAAUCAAUGCAAAAGCAAUAGGAAAGAUACAAAACGUACUUUUAAAGAAAAACGUGUCCAAUUAAGGCAACAAGAAGGAGUGUUAGCUGUACAAAAUAUGUUAGAAACCAAGAAAGCCAAGGAGCCUAAAAAUAGUAAAGAUGAAUAACUCAUAAUCAUUAAUAAUUCUAAUGAACAUUGAUGAAUUAUUUACAAUUUAUACAAUGCACAUAUUCUUUGAACACUAAAAAGAUUGUUAAAUUUUUGAAUAUAUUUCUAGUGUCGUAUAUACCUUAUUCCAUAUAUAAAAAAUAUAGAAAAAAAUAACAUAAACAUUUUGUGUUAUACAAAUUUGAAUUAUAUAAGUCACAUUGUAUGAAUGUAUGCAAGAUGUAUAAUUAUAUACAAAAGCAAUAUCAGUUUACAAUGUAAAUUAGGUAUUUAUGCGUAAUAUUUAAAAAAAAAUACACCAAAUAUAUUGUCAUUACCAACUAAUUAAAUUCAUUUAUGCGAGGUUGUAUUUCCAUAUAUUGUAAUUACAUAUAGAUGAAUUUUGUCUUUAGUAAAUAUUAGUAAAGUUGAUGUAUAAAUUACAUUAAUUACAUAAUUAAAUGUUUGUAAAUAUGUGUGUACUUUUUAUGUUAAAAUUAAUAAUAUACAGUUUGUUACUAAUAACAGAAAUAUCUUAACACAAAAAUAGGCAAUAUCUAUUUUUUAGCAUAUUUACAUAUUGUUGAUACAUAUAUAAACGUAAUAAAGUUUAUAUUAAAUCUAUCUAAAAGAAGGCACUCUGAAUUAGUUCAUUAGAUUGGAAUAACCACCAGCUCAGUAAUAUUUGUUUGGCUAAUUAGUACAAAAAUAGUGAGAAGUCUUAAUUUAGUUAUUUAUAAAGAAGCUUGUGCCUUAUAAAUUAUUAUGAUUUUCCAUAAUUAUCUUUCAUAUAAUAAUGUAAUAUUUUUGAAUGUUUGCAUAUAGUUCAUUCUCAAGUGUAUGUAUAAGAAAAAAUAUUAUAUAAUCAGGAUAAUGUUCAUUGUACAGAUUUCAAACCAUAUUUUUAAAUUAUAUUCAAUACAUUUGAUAUAUUUUAAAUAAUAUUGACUACCACAAUUGCAUGCAUAGUUUAUGUUGUCUAUCAUCAUACUCCACAGUUUUUUAAUAAAAACUUAUUAAAUUAUUUAAUUAUUAAAUUAUUAAAUUAUUAAAUUAUUAAAUUAUUUAAAUACUGUAAUUUCAUAGUUGAUGAUUAAUUGUUUAACUAUAUGUCAAUAUUUUAUUGUCAUAAAACAAAUAUAAAAAUAUAAGAACAUUAAGUAAUUAGAUCAUCUCUUAAUCAAAAAGUUGAUGAAUAGUUAUGAUAUUUAAAAAUAAAAAUAUUUAAAAAUAAAAGAUUUUUUUCAUUCAUACAUGUUAAAAAACCGCGUAAUAUAAAAUUUUGUAUUUUCACCAUAAUAAGUAACAAAAUUAAUGAACAUAAAAUGUUAUUUUCUUUCUAUAGCAAGGGCAAUUCCCAUUCCCCCACCAACACAUAAUGCUGCAAUGCCUUUUUUCCCUCCUAUUCUUUCUAAUGAAUGAAGUAAAGUUACUAAAAUUCUAGCUCCUGCAAAAUAUAAAUUUAUAAUAUAAUAUAGAGUACUUUCAUUAUUAUAGCUUGUGAUACAUACCAGAGGCUCCAAUAGGAUGACCUAAAGCAAUAGCACCACCAUUGAUAUUAACUUUAUUAGGAUCUAAAUCAAGUUUUCUGAUGCAUGCCAGUGAUUGUGCAGCAAAUGCCUCAUUCAAUUCGUAGAGAUCUACUUCAUCUUUACUCCAUUUGGUUUUUUGUAACUAAAAUACAUGAGUAUAAUGCAUAUUGUAUUUGGUAGAUCAAGAUAGAUUAUUACUUUUUUUUUUCUCUAAAAAUACAAUAUACAAUAAUGGAACUUACAAGUAAUUCAAUUGCUGGUAUUGGACCUAUACCCAUAACAUUUGGUUCUACUCCACUCUCAGCUAUUCCAACGAUUUGAGCCAAAGGAAUUAUGUCUCUUUUGAUCGCUUCUUCCUUUGUCAUAAGAACUACUGCGGCUGCUCCAUCAUUUAUACCUGAUGCAUUACCAGCAGUAACAGUUCCAUUAACCUAAAAAUAGUUAUGAUAUUGUUUAUUUUUCUUCUUCUUUUGUAUUUGUCCUUGCAUGUUUCUAGUACCUUAAUAAAAACUGGUUUCAAUUUGGAAAGAUCCUGUAUAGUAGUUGAAGGUUUAGGAUAUUCAUCCUUAGAUAUAAGAAUAGAUUCUUUUUUGUUCAAUAUUGUUACAGGAACAAUUUCCUUAUCAAAAUGUCCUGCUGAAAUGGCAGCUGCUGCCUUUUGUUGAGAUAAUAUCGCAUAAAGAUCUUGUUCUUCUCUAGUUAUUCCAAAAUCCUUAGCAACAUUUUCAGCUAUUUAAAAAUCAUUAAAAAGAAUAUUUUAUUUCAUCUCCUCUUUUGAGAUUAUACAUAAAUACAUUAAUUUGUAUUUAUCGAUUUUGAUUUUUAAAUUUACCUGUCACUCCCAUAUGAAUAGAAGUAAAUGCAUCAACUAAUCCGUCGUAUAAUAAUGUAUCAACAAAAUUACAAUCUCCCAUUUUGACACCAUUUCUAAGAUAAAUUGUGUGUUGCGCUUGGCUCAUGCUUUCUUGACCUCCAGCUACAAUAAUAUUACUCUCUCCACUUUUUAAAGAUAGGUAACCAUUUGCAAUUGCUCUAAUAACAAUAAUAAGUAAAUGAAAUAUAAAAUAAAAAAUAUUUAUACAACUUAUUAAUAUAAUAAUUAUUUAUAUGGCGUACAUUCUCAUAAUGAUACAUAUAAACUGGUAUAAUAGUGUGUCAAGAAAUUUGAUGUAAUUAAAGAAUUGAUGCAAACAACUUUAUCAUUUUGAAAAAUCAGCAAAAAGUAUGAGUGUUUUUUUUAUAAAAGAAAAUAGAAUUUUCUAUUUUUAGGCUUUUAUGAGAAUCUUUUCAAGUUAAGCAAAAGAUUAAAUAAAGAAUAAAAGAUGACUUCAUGUCUAUAGGCAGGGUCAUAUUAAAAUGAAGUAGCUUUUCUGAAGAAACAUUACUUAUAUAACUUAUAUAACAACUUACUUCAAUCCAGAACCACAUAACAUAUUGACUUGAUAAGCUGGAACACGUACAGGAAAUUCUGCUUUAAUAGCUGCUUGUCUAGCUGGAUUUUGACCUUGACCUGCUGUUAAUGUCUACGAAAUAUAAUGAAACAUUACGGUAUUGUUAUAUGGUUAAACUAAAAUAUAUUUAUAAAAUAUAUUACCUGUCCUAAAAUUACUUCAGACACAUCAGAUGGAUUUAAAUUUAUUCUUGUAAGACAUUCUUUAAUAACAAUGCUUCCUAAAUCUGAUCCUUUUAAUGAAGAUAAGUUUCCGCAAAAGGACCCUUAAAGAUUAUAGUAUAUAAAAAAUAAUAUAAUAUACAAAAAAUAAUAAACCUAUAUUGUGGAUAUAUAAAAAGAAAAAAUUGAAUUAAAUAGUUUUUAUAGAAGGUAGUACGUUUUUUAUAUUAAAAUAAAAUUUAACAUUAAGAAUAUCAUAAUACCUAUAGGAGUUCUGACAGCAGAUACAAUGACCACGUCUUGGAAAUUCAUGAUGUCGCAUUAACUAUUUUAUCAGGAACUCGAAGAAGUACCGUUCACUACCAACGAAAGUAGCAGAAUGCCAUCGGACGAACAGUUUUGAACACCAAUGAUAAGGAACUACUGGGAAUUGGGGAACUAAGCCAGUAAAAAAGGCGUGCGUGUUAUAUAUGUGUUGAGUAUGUGUGUAUGCAUGAUGCAUAUAUAUAUGUAUAUGUAUAUGUUGUAUAAAAUGUUCUGUUGCUAAAUAUCAAUAGAGAUUUCUGUUUUUUUAAAUGCGCUCUUUAAUAAAUAAAUUUUUAUAAAAUUCUAUUACAUUUUUUGAUAUACGUUUAUUGAAACAGAAAAAAAUAAAAUAUUUAUUCAUGGAUAUGGUAAGAUAAUGAUAGUUUAGAAUACUUUAUUUAUUAUGAAUAGAAACCAGUAUAUCGCACAUUUUUAAAAAUUCCAAGGUCAGUACUUGCAUUGCAAAUCCAUUAGAAUUUUACUAAUUUAAUACAGAGAAAAUAGAAAUACGUUUUAAAAGAAUUUUAUGUUCAUAACGGGUUUUAGAUUUAUAACGGGAACUAUUGUCGAGAUUGAAAAUACAUAUGUGUGCGAGAUUGGCAAUUUCUCCAUGUCAUUAACGAUGACUCAACGGCAAUAAUUCAUUAGAGAAUUCCUUUUAAUAACGAGAAGAACUUUAAGAAUAAGUUUUGUUUUUCGUUGUGGCGAGAAAAAGCUAGAAAGAAGACAGAAAAAAAAAGAAAAAAAAAGGAAAGAAAGAUAAAAAGAGAGAGAGAGAGAGGACUAGUUACGCACGACGACGUCAUCAUUAAUGAGAAGCACCGCCGAUAGAGGCGCCGCGAUCGACACUCGUGAACGCAAAGAGCACGAGAGAGAGGCGCUGCCGGCGACGCGCCUCGGUGCUGCUCGUUUGUUUUUACCCAGCGUGCAUUGUGACCAGUGACUGGUGCUAAGAUGGCCGACAACAAGGAGGAGAUUUCGGAGCUCAUCGACAAACGAGCUGCACGGAUUCUACCUGAGAAGACAUUUUCCAGAAGGAUAAUUACAUCUCUAAAAUAAUUUAUGAGGAGUUCACAAUAACGAGGGUGGGUAUUUUUGGAAGUUUGACUGGUUUAUUGGUAAGACGCUCGAAAGGAAAACUUUAUUUAUUUGAGAAGUCCCGGUGUCGAGGAAGUUACGACUUGGCGAGGAUACGAAAUUUCUUCUCUCAUUUCUCUUUCUUUAUUUCUUUAUUUCAUUCUUUCUUUCUUUCUUUCUUUCUUUUUUUUUUUUUUUCUUAAUCUCUUUCGUAUUCUCUCGAUGUCGUUCAUUGUCAAUAUAAAGGGGGAUACGGUCGAUCGAUCGGAUUUUCAACUGGGUCACAUUCGGCAUGCUACUGCUAUCCUUUUUAUUAUUCUUCCGCCAUGCUCGGUUGCUUCAACAUCGGAAGACCUACGUGCUCCUUUUGAUACGGCCCAGAUCAAACUCGUACACGUAUUACAUUUUAUAAGUUAGAAUUUUUCCUUCCGGUAACUUUCCAAUAAAAUAAAAUAAAAAAAAAAAAAAAAAAAAAAAAAAAAAAAAAAAAAAAAAGAAAACAGGAAAAAAAAAAAAAAAGAAA